AUGUCUUUCCUGGGCGGUGCAGAAUGUUCUGCAGCAGCAAACCCACUACGUCAAUUUGUGAAGCAUACUCAAGAUGACCAAAGCUUACAGAGAGAUAGACUAGUUGGUAAUUCAGCAAAGAGUUUGCAAGGUAUGAGAAGUAUCAGUGGUAUAGACUCGACUAGAAACCAGGAUACACUCCUGAAUGAGUUCCGGCAUCAAAAUGGUCCGCUUUCAUCAGAGAUAUUUGCUCUACAGCAGGAUCAGCCACACACUCAAACUAUGCGAAUUGGCCCACCUUCACUGAGCGCGCAUGGCUGGGCCCAAGAAUUUGUGCCUGGUAUAGAUACUCAGACGCGGAUGGAGUUUUCUAACUCAACGCCUACUCUGAGUGGCCUUAGUCCGGCCGACUUUGUGGCGUUUCAACAGACGAAGAGCGGUACUCCAAUGAUGUCCCAUGUCAAGGAGCACCAAGUCGGUGAUAUGUACUCAUCUUAUUUUAAUUCACAGAUGGAUAUGGGUGGUAUGGGCCGAAAUAUGGGAAUGGGAAUAGGUCUGGGUAUGGGUAUGAAUGCAGGCGCUGGCUACAUGUCACGAGCACAAUUUCAAAAUCAGGGAAAUUUCCAACAGCAAGAUAAAGGCAAGGGAAAGAUGGUUGAAUUAGACGAUGAGCAUUGGGAGGAGCAGUUUAAAAAGAUUGAUUUGGAAGGGCGUCUGCGAGAUGAUGCUGCGUUGACUGACGAAGCAGACGUGAACCAGGUAGAUCAAACUGAUCAUGAAACUGAAACUAAUGAGUUUGGUGAUUUUGAAUCCAUAUGGAAAGGUAUAUUAUCUGAAGCUGCAGUCGCUCAAGAACUCUCGAAAAAUGAUAUGGGCAUAGACGAAGACUCCGGUGAUUUGGAACAAUGGGGAGCAGGACUACAGACGCCUUUCCGAGAUCCGCAGCUCGGAGAUUACAUGUUUGAGGAAAAUAAUAUGUUUAAAGAGAUAUCCAAUCCAUUUGAAGAGGGGGUACGGAUUGUGGAGGCUGGUGGUAAUCUCUCAUUAGCAGCUUUAGCCUUUGAGGCUGCUGUCCAAAAUGAGCCCGAUCAUAUUGACGCCUGGGUAAUGCUAGGCUCUGCACAAGCACAAAACGAGAAAGAAACACCAGCCAUACGGGCAUUAGAGCAGGCCUUGAAGCUAGAUCCUGCUAAUCUAUCAGCGCUUAUGGGCUUAGCAGUAAGCUAUACCAACGAAGGUUAUGAUAGCACUGCGUACCGGACCCUUGAGCGCUGGUUGUCCUAUAAAUAUCCCAAUAUUGCUCCGUCAGAUAGAUCUCAGCCACUUCAGUCCGAUGUUGGGUUUACAGAUCGUUUCGCCUUGCACGAAAGAGUAACAGAGCUAUUUAUAAAUGCCGCGCAGCUCUCGCCAGAUGGGGAACAUAUGGACCCAGACGUACAAGUUGGACUUGGAGUUUUAUUUUAUGGAGCUGAGGAGUACGAAAAGGCGGUUGAUUGUUUCUCAGCAGCUCUCGCAAGCACAGAUAGCGGUACUAGCAAUCAGCAGGAUCAAAUUCAUCUCUUGUGGAAUCGCCUUGGGGCCACACUUGCCAAUAGCGGUCGUUCGGAGGAAGCCAUCACAGCCUAUGAGAAAGCGCUUACCUUGCGCCCAAAUUUUGUUCGAGCGCGCUACAAUCUUGGUGUUUCGUGUAUUAAUAUUGGCUGCCUAGAGGAAGCAGCGUCGCACCUUCUCGGUGCACUCGCCAUGCACAAAAUUGUCGAGAACGAAGGCCGUGAGAAGGCCCGAGACAUCCUAAAUGGCAAUGGCAAUCUAAACGAGGCAGAAAUCGAGAGAAUGAUACAUCAAAACCAAAGCACCAAUCUCUACGAUACCCUGCGUCGCGUCUUUAGCCAGAUGGGUCGGCGAGAUUUAGCGGAUCGUGUGGCAGCAGACAUGGAUAUUGAAAGCUUUCGUGCCGACUUUGAUUUCUAG
Molecule: messenger RNA, 1950 nt
Organism: Blumeria graminis f. sp. triticale
Lineage: Eukaryota; Fungi; Ascomycota; Leotiomycetes; Helotiales; Erysiphaceae
Source: the annotation of a GenBank genome assembly